ACAGAAACAAAACAAACAACAACCGCUUUGCUUUGAUUGAAGUAGUCUUAUCUUAUGAAAACACCAGCGGCCACGGCCAGCCACUACCUCUGUAGAUAUUUUACGUUCAAUUCAAGUUCAAGGUAAUCAAGUAAUUUCUAAAUGGCGGACCCAGCUCUACAGACAUUUUGCUGUUACCCGCCAGAUAGAGCCAAUAUUAGUCCAUCAGUAAUGGUGCUUAUGGAGUUCAACUCACGGUCUUACAACUUGGUUUGCUUGAUAUCAUCUUUAAUUGGCAUACUUGGAGCUGCUUACCAGAUGUUACCGAGGGCAGAAGCAGUCUCAGGUCAUCGUUGGUAUUCAGUUACUUCUUCAAGAGGACGACACAUCAUUCAAUGGCUAGCCUUUGCCGACUUGCUAGCUUCUUUAGGAGUAUUCUUCCGCUCGGUGCUGAAACUUAACAAUUUCCUCUACCCCAUGGAAAACGUUCCAAUCACACUUUGUGCCAUUUUUGCGGCAUGGAUCCAGUACUUCUACUGUGUCACUUGGCUGUGGACUCUGUGUUAUGCUUUUGACAUGUUCCUGGCACUGAGAGAAAAGCCUGGAUACCCGACGUUGUAUCACAUGUUAUGUUGGCUACUUCCUUCUGUCACCACAGCUGUCGGCUUGGCAAUUCUCUACUUACCAAAUGCUGAUUGCCACAACCUGGGGCCGGGGGAGAGUGCCUUUGUCCGCAUUCUACCCAACUAUUUGCUCACCUACCUGCCCAUGAUUACUGUAAUGGUGGUCAACCCAGUGCUGUAUCUGUGUUCCCUGAGUACAGUUACUUCUCUGAUCACGUCCAGUCUUGCACAGUUCACUCGUAAGGAGCGUACGAUCAUUGAUGGUGUGAAGGUCAAGUUCGGACUCAUCUUGCUGGUGUUCUACGUUUGCUGGCUGCCCAACCUGGUCAACAGUUUUCUGCUGUGGUCAGAGUGGUACAACCUACCAGUGCAGGUUGUGUCUAUCCUCCUCUACUGCAUGGCUACUCUCAACCCGAUGCAAGCUCUGCUCAACAGUGUUGUCUAUCGUCGGGCCAGUGACAAGUUGAUUUCCCCCUUCCAUCGGAGAGCUAAGAAAGAACCGACUGAGACUACGCCACUGGUGCCGUCUGACUUCAACGGCAGCUCCCUGGUAUCAUGAUUGUAUCUUGAAACUAGUCGUAAGGUGUGAUAUGCAUUUCAAUUAGCACCCUUUAAUAAUAUACAGAGUAUCCCUGAACUCACUGAUAGCAUUAUUGUGCAAUUACAAAUACCUAAAAAUAAUUAUGGGUCAGUUGCUGACUUUGGUUCGGGGGUUUUUAAUCAAUUGUGGGUCAUCAGGUUUUUGGUUGAAUUUAAAUAUAAUUUUUCUCUCCUUUUGAAAAAUUGUUUACACAUGUAUAAAAUUGUAACUUGUGCUUAAUGUGGAGACGAUUUUAUUUUCAAACAAGAUUAACCCUAGCAGUGGCCAAUGUUAGAAGUGGGGAAUGGCCAACCCAUUUUGGCGAUUUUGCAGACUUUUUUUAAAAAUUCGUAAAAAUUCAACCGUACAAGUAAACCAAGCCAACCUCAUAUUAAUUUUGUUCGGAAAGAACAGGAGAAUCUAGAAAUAGUAAUAUCAUAAUGAUUUAGACAGUGUAUUUUAUCGGUAAAGUGAAAAAAAUUUUUUUAAUUUCAAAAGCGGCCUCAAUAUUUUUUUUACGGAUUUUUUUAUGGGAAAUUCAUUAUAUACAUUUUGUAGACAAUCUAAUUCCCUACAUAUAAAUAUAUAACAUGUUAAGAAAAUUUUUUUUUAUAAGUUUUUGGGGCAAAAUAUAAUGACAAACGGAGAACCGAAAAAAAUUCAAAACUGUACAGUGUUAGUUUAUGUUGUAAAAAGUUAUAUAAUAAUAUAUGUGUAUACUAAUAAUGAUAUAUACAUGUUUGUAAAGCUAAUGAAGUAAGGAAUCAAAAAAAGUCAUAAAGUUUGUGGUAAACAUAUUUUUUUAUUUAUAAAUAAAAUAAUGUUUUUGUAUUUUAGCGAUUUUGUAAAAAAAAAAAAACUUUUCUUUGUAAGAAAUACAUUGGGAUUUUGAUGGCCUGUGGGGCAAAACCCGUGGACUUUUAUUACAGGAAUUGGCGAAAGGGGGCGUCUACACAAAAAAUAUACUUAAUUUUCACAUAUCAUUUGUAAAAAAUCCGUCCAUUAUUAACGAAGGAGUAGUGUUUCAUAGAAAUCUCCUUCAUGUACUACAGUAUAUAUAAGGAUGCCGCACCUAUGUCAAAACAUCUAUAUUGGACGCUUGAGGAAAAAGUUACUCAACAAUAUUUGUUAAACCAUAAACAUAUGCCUGUAAAACCAUUGUUUACUUUUUGAAAAAUCAUUGUUUACAUAAAGUUUGCUACUUUCAGUUGAAGUAUGUUUAAGUUGAAGUAUGUUUGUAGCUUUGCAGCUUGAAUCACAUCAAAUAACUUUUUAUACAUUAAAAAAAAAAAUCGGCAGGCCAACAUUACAUAAUUUUUUUUUAGUUGGAAGCGGUUUUAUACGGCAUUUUAUAUUGUUUAAGGGACUUUUGCAGCCAUUUGAAUUUGUAAAAAAAAAUAAUUUGUUCAGUUAAAAAAGUCUGCAAAAAUUCCUUAAACAAUAUUCAUUAUUCAAUUACCAUAAAAACAACGAAUGUGAACCAAUAAGAUUAUUUUAAAUUGCUUGAAAAUUGUCUUUUUUGGAUAAAGCAUUAAAUACAUAUUUAACUUAUAUAGAGAGUUUGAUAAAAACAACUUGACAGCAAUGAUCACAUCAUCUGAGAUGUAAUGUGGCAAUUACAGUUACCGUACAUUACACAUAAAUACAUGAAUAAAUAAAUUUACUACUUACAAGUAGCUAGCGUACAUCAGAUACUAAGUUCUGUUUUAUAUGAAAACUGUUAAUUUCAUAACGUAAAAUAGUAUAUUAUGGUGAAGAAAAGUUAUACAAAUUUCUAACUAAAGGCAGGAUUCAAUGCUCUUAAACAGUCUGAAGUAAUUACAUAAUUGAUAAUAGUUAUUGGAUUACAUUUGAAUUUUUCUCUGUCAAUAAUUUGGAUACAAAACCUAUACAAAAUAUGCUGGCAGACUUCAGGAACACUCUGUAUAUUUAGAAACUCAGGUCUGGAAUAAAUUUAGUUCAGAAAUAAAUAUUUAAAAUGUAAUUUUUCACUUCUUCUGAUAAAAAAGUCUGUAUGUUGAAAAAAGAAGACUAGUUAUGCUCAUAAAUAUGUUUUCUUAAAUUUGUAUAUUUCAGUAGAAAUUAAAUGCAGUAUUUUUAAGGAAGAAAAUAUAUUUGCUGUAUUUUUGGAUUAACCAUGGACCUACCUAUUGUAAUUGAUGUGACAUACCUAUAUUCUUUAUUCUGCGCUUAGCGAUGAGAGUGUGACACCAUCCACGAAUUAAGUGCAAAACUUGCAGUGCACUCCUGGAAUGAAAACGUGCAUAAUUAUAAGCUUAAUUUUUAACAUUUAAUCUAAUACGCUUUUUAUAUUUUAUAUUUUAGAACAUUCUCACUGUGUUAUGCAUGAAAAUAGGAUGAUAGUUGAAGAAAGCACGUUUUGUAUUUUGUUAUAGUGUUGUUGUUGGUAGAUCCUCUUUUAUCCAGUCUUAUAAAUUGUGUUUGGUCA
Macrosteles quadrilineatus (aster leafhopper) is the source of this 3631-nucleotide messenger RNA. RefSeq names its product G-protein coupled receptor 143-like. Gene Ontology annotation, molecular function: L-DOPA binding; L-DOPA receptor activity; L-tyrosine binding. Gene Ontology annotation, cellular component: melanosome membrane; plasma membrane. Bases 142 to 1161 code for a protein of 339 amino acids. Lineage: Eukaryota; Metazoa; Arthropoda; Insecta; Hemiptera; Cicadellidae. The record is from RefSeq and is a predicted model, not a curated record. Gene Ontology annotation, biological process: melanosome organization; cell surface receptor signaling pathway; regulation of calcium-mediated signaling. The transcript is spliced from 8 exons.